UGCAGUGUUAUGAUCAUUGUGGGGGAGCAGCCCUACAGCAGCAGGCUACAAUCCACGCGUUUGGCCGAGGUCGUUCGUCCUUCUCAGGCUUCUUUGUAGCGCACCUACCACCCGGGAUCCACCGCACCUUUGGGCGUCAGACAGAUUAGUUAAAUCGGCGUAGCUGAUCCCACGCCAUCCGCUAUUGGUGGUUCUGACCUGUCGCUGUCAACAACGAAGAUAAUCCAAUUAAGUGUUUAAAGGCGAGAAACUAAGAAUAACCCCAAUUACAGCAAAAAGUUUCAGUUCUUCAGCGUGGUGCUGGUGGUCAUACAGCAAAUGAAUGGGGCACCAUGUACAGUUAAUGUCGUUGAUGAAAUAUCUGCCUCCGUGGAGCAGCCUUUACUGAGAGGACGUCAAAACAGCAAUGCGAUGAUCACAAGGAUUAUUUUGGAUCCGUGGUGGGAGCACUGAAGAUAAUACGAAGGAUCAGACUGCUGACAUAGGUUACAUAUGGUACCAGGUUCGUGCUUGGAAUGUGUGCAGGAUGAGCAGCACAUUUGUGACAUUAGCUGAAGUACUGGAGGCACGAGGGGGACCUCUGCUGGAGGAGGAGAUCUGGUCCCUUCUGCUGGGCACUGCAGAGUCUUUAGUGGAUGUCUCUUAUAAGGGUCAGAACAACAUGUGUAGUAUCAUAAGCCCCACCUCCUUGCUACUGUCAGCCACUGGUACCUUAGCAUAUAAGAAUUGUGGCCUAUCAGAGGAUGUUUCCACCUUCACCGCUCCAGAGAUGCUGCAGGGCCGUGCCAGCUCAACCAAACCUGCUGUAGAGAGGAUGCUGGUGUAUUCACUCGGAAUGACUCUCUACUGGUCAGUUGAUUUUCACCUACCUCAAAAUCAGCCGGUCCAGUUGAGCGACCACCUUAACAGCCUCCUGCUCAGCAUGUGUGAGGACCUGGCGCACCGCAGGGUGAAUCUCAUCUCCAUCCUGGAAGCAUGCGAGUCUCAGCACAAAACCAACAUCCUGCCGCCACCCCCCACAGUAAUCCGUCAGCUGGUGGAGGAAGUUUUUCACGAAUCAAUGGACCAUGGCUCUCUGCCAGAUAGUCAGGUCCCUUUGAGUGGCAGGAGCCAGAUGAUCAGAGAGAGACUUCAUGGAAAGAAAGGGCCACAUUCAGACUUCAGCGAAGGGAGUGCUGAAGGAAGAAGAUACUCAACGGACUCUGACUCAAAGUCAGUUAGUUUACCUCAGAGACCUUGGAGACAAAGACCAAGGAGCUCUCCUACACCGCUGUACCAGUCUUCUUUAGAAAGACUCCCUCAUCGAGUCCGUCACAGGGACAGCAACUGCAGUUGGCUUGGUAGGAGCCCCCAACAUGACACUUCUCCCAAGACAUCGGGCAGAUCGCACAGUCCUUCCAUCACAUUCAGCGAGUCCUCCAUCAGCCUGAGCCAGAGGAAAUCUAAGGCUUUGGGUCCUGAGUUCAUCAGGAUGCCAGAUGAACAACACAUUGUUCUCGAUCUUCCAGGAUCUAUUGUGUCCAGAAAGGGCCGUUCGUGUUCGUCUCAGAGAGAAGUGACUGUAGUUCUGCUUAACGGGCAGUAUGUGGUGGUGCGCUGUGACAUUAAGUCCAGAGGAAGAGAUGUGUUUGACAUGGUGGUGGCUCAUGCAAACUUGGUGGAACACUUCUACUUUGGUCUUGCCUUUAUAGAUGAUGAUGAAUAUUUUUUCUUGGACAAUGAAACAAAAAUCUCCAAAAUUGCCCCUGACAGUUGGAGAAAAGGGCAAAUUUUGUCCUUUUUGGUGUUUCUUCGAGUCAAAUUUUUUGUUGAUGAUAUGUCUUUUGUUUUGCACAAACUGACUCGCCACCAGUACUAUUUACAAGUGCGUAAAGAUCUCCUGGAGGACAGGCUUUAUUGUAAUGAGGAGACUGGCUUGUUUCUGGCUGCUCUCGCUCUUCAGGCUGAGUUUGGGGAUUACAUGCCAGAGCUUUAUGGUAAGAAUUACUACCAGCCAGAGCAUUAUGUGUCCAAGAGGAUGCUAGAGAAGCUGGCCCUGCCCAAUGUCAAGGAAGAGCUGCCAAGACUACAUGCAAGUCACGCCCAGAUGCUUCCUGAAGAGGCAGAAACAGAGUACCUAAAGAUUGCCCAGCAGUUACCAGAGUAUGGGGUCAUGUUCCACCGUGUGGGAAGAGAGAAAAAGCCAGUGGUGGGAGAGUUGGUUUUGGGAGUCUGUACCAAAGGAAUAAUUGUGUACGAGAUGAAGAACCACCUCCGAACCGUCACCAGACGCUUCCUCUGGAGGGAAACCGACACCAUAUCAACUGGGCGGCGUAAAUUGAUUAUAGAGUGUGGCGGUCCCAGCGGAAAAAAGCACAGUUUUGUAACAGAAAGCUCAAAAAUAGCACAGUACCUCCUGAACCUCUGCUCAGCACAGCACAAGUUUCAUAGCGAGAUGACGUCACGGCAACUUAACCACACCAUUAUACCAGAUGAAAACAUCAAGUAUAUGUCAGUCUAUAGGGACCGUAACCUGAACCUGAAGCAGUUCUCCUGCUCAGAGGGCAUGUUGAACCAUGUGGGUUUGACACCUGGUCAACCAGACUCCCUCUCCAAGUCCUGUGACAACCUGACUGCCAAACUGGAGGCAAGGCUGCGCCAGCAGAGGGAGAUGAGGAGGGAGAUGAGCAGAGAGCUGAACAAGGAGUUCACUGAUGCUGAAGACCUGGGGGACAUGAAAGAGCAACAGUGCUGGAGCACUCCAGAGCCGAUUCCCAGAAUGAUGUCCAGUGUAUCUCUACAGAAGCAGGACUCUGAAGCCUCGUCCUCCAUACGAGUUGAUACACCAACGAGGACCCCACCAGAGAGAGAGAUAGUCUGUGUGACCCUGAAGAAAGAUCCCAAGCUGGGCUUUGGCUUUGUGAUAGUGGGCGAGGACAAUACAGGCAAACUGGACCUCGGUAUCUUCAUUGCUUCCGUUGUGUCUGAUGGGCCUGCGGACAAAGAUGGACGAAUAAAACCCGGUGGACGUCUCAUCUCCCUAAACAAGACGAGUUUGGAAGGAGUGACAUUCACUGACGCUGCUGCCAUCCUACAGAACUGCCCAGAUGAGGUGGAGCUCAUUGUUUCCCAGCCUAAAUACUCUCUAAAGGACAGGAGUGGUUCCUUGAGUCACAGUACCCUGGGUUUGGCGUUGGAGAGGGGCUUUGGGUCACAGACGACACUGUGCAGUGCAGAGUUUCGUCCCGUCGUGGAGGAACUGGAGGAAGCCAUCGUUCUGUCCAACACAGCAACCCCCAGACAGAGCAGGAGGCUUCACAUUCCUGUGGUGCGAAUACAUGACGCCAAGGACGUGUGUUCUAGAUCUCCCUCUAUCAUAAGUUUAAGAAAUGGGGAGCGCUUUGUAGUGGAGCUGAAGAAAAGCAACGGUAGCCUUGGCAUCAGUGUUGCUGGAGGAAUAAACACCAAUGUGCGAUAUGGAGGCAUCUACAUCAAGAGUCUGGUAUCUGGUGGUGCUGCAGAGCAGGACGGGCACAUUCAGAUUGGUGACAGACUGCUGGAGGUUGAUGGGUCCAACCUGAGGGGCGUGACUCACCCCCAAGCUGUCGAGUGCCUGAAAAGGACUGGGGAGGUGGUGAACCUGCUUUUGGAAAGGGAGCCCACAAUAGUCUUGGAGCCCAGACCUGACUCACCCUGCCCCCCUUUGGCCCAAAGUUUAUCAUAUACACAGCCCUCCAGGACUGAAGUCUCCAUGGAAACGACCUUGAGUUUUCGAGCCAAGGACUACAGCUUUGUGACUGAUGAAAAUACGCAUGAAGUGGUGCUGAAGAAGAGUUUGUCUGGCCUCGGCUUUAGCUUUAACAUCUCGCAUAUGCACUCGGGACCAGAUCGGGGCAGCGUGGUCCGCAUCAAACGCCUGUUCCCGGGUCAACCAGCACUUGAGAGCGGCCUGCUGCAAGCUGGAGACGUGAUUCUAUCUGUCAACAAAGAGCCUGUCAAAGACCUCUCCUACCAGAGGGUUUUGUUCCUGCUACGCGGAGCUCCAUCUGAAGUUCAUCUACUAAUCUGCCGACCAGGUCCUGGAGUAUUGUUUGAUUUGGAUGACAACACACUGAGUCCUGCAUACUACCGUGAGGUUCGAUCUCAGUCUCUGGACAUCCGACUAGGAGAAGACUACAGCCAGUUCCUCAGAUUUCAAUAUGAAUCUAUAAUAUCUGCCCAGAAGCAGGCCCCCACCCCUGAGGAGGAUCUGACAGACACAGCAGAGGAAAACCCAGAUCCUCCUGCAGCUCCAGCAUUCCCAGAGACCCAGGAGAGUCUGGAUGGUAAAGUGCAGGCACACCAGACUCCUCCAUCUCGUCCUCGCUCACCCCCGUCUCCCACCUCACCUAUAUCACCUCCGUCACCAGUCUCACCAGCCUCACCCGCCUCCCCAGCAUCGCCUACCUCACCUGCCUCAUCCACCUGUGGUUCUCCAUCAGCUCAACCAGAGGCGCAACCAACCACUGGGAAACCAGAGGAACAACAGGAAGUAGAAGCAAAGAAGCAGAACAAGGACAGGGAUGAGAAAGAAGAAGUGGAGGUUGCAACGACACAAGGCUCAACUGUGAUGCUUAUGGAUGUCUGUCCUAAGUCUGGUUCCAAAUAUGUAUAUGCAAGUGGAGUCAGAGAGGAUGCUGAUGGCAGUGUGACCUACUGCCUAAUGGGAAAUGGACUUACCAUCAUGGCAGAUGAAGAGUACCUGACCAUCAGCUCCACAAUGGAGCCUCCUCGCAGCCUCCCCUCCAAUGUGUCCACACAGACUCCAUCAUCCAACAAUCCCCCCCUUGCUCCUAACAUGCCCACGACCACCAUCUCACCCCUCAGCCUUUCGUCUGACACCCUGACCACUUGCUCCCUGGCCCACCCAUCCCCACCUCUCACGACACAGCCACCGAAAGCCAAGCUACACCCGAUCCAACAGGGUCUGCUUUCAAGUCACCACAAAGCCAUCGGCAAGAACAGUCGGCCUCUGGUGCCCCCACCCCAGUCUCCUGCUGCACCCUCGACCCCCAUCACAGCGCAGGUCGUCCCCUCUGUGCCUCCCUGUGCUAGCCCACCUGCCCCGACGCCACUGCCCCUGCCCGCCCAGAGCCACACACAGCAGAGGGAAGAGCCAGAGAAGAGAGAGAGGGAAUACAAGGAUUACGAUUAUGAAGAGAAUGAGGAAGAGGAGGAAGAGAGUCGGAGAAAGGGAUUUGUUAAAGAGUUUGAGCUGUCAGUGGUUUUGACCAAGUCCAGGAACAGUAGCUUUGGGUUCACCAUCACUCGAAGCAAGCUGGACAACUGCUAUUACAUCCAGGAAAUUCUGGACAACCCAGCAAAGUCAGACGGAAGACUCCGGGCGGGAGACAGGCUCAUCACAGUAAAUGGACAUGAUGUAACCAGUGUGGCAGAUGAUGUUGCCAUGGCAAUUCUCAGGUCAACUCCGAGAAGACUUAGCAUGACUCUGGGGAGAGCUGUGACCAACCUGGUGGCCCCGCCGUCCUGCGACAGCCUGCCUGAUGUAGUUAUCUACAAGACGCCCUCAGGACAGCUUGGUAUAAAGCUGACAGGAGGCAUUGGCAGCAAGUGGCAGGGCAUCUACUGUCUGCAGGUGGUGCCGGGCUCCCCAGCCAGCGAGGAGGGCAGCGUCCAACCCAAUGACAAGAUCCUCUAUAUCUGUGGCAGGUGCACCCUGGGAAUGACCCUAGAGGAUGCAGUCAAAGCCUGUGAGAUCGCCCCUCGUAAAGUCAAGCUUAAAAUCAUCAGAGAAGACCAGCCUGUGAACUCCAAGGCUAAGUGGAACGGUCUGUUUGACUGGAAAAAGGACAAGAAGAUCUUAGCUCGUUUCGAAGAGCCCAUCUCUCCAGAGAAAGAGUCUCCUACCGAAGAUGCUGAACCUGUGUGUCGGUCUGCUGGAAGUUUCAGAUGCCAAUCUAUUGCACAAGAACAUGAUAAUUGCAUCAUGCAGGUGGAGUUCACAAAACCAGAAGGAGGAGGCCUUGGCUUUGCUUUGAUCGGAGGAACCAAUGGCAGCAUGCUCAGAGUGAAAGAAAUUUGCUCGGGUGGAGUCGCUGAGCAGGAUGGUCGGCUGAGAGUGGGAGAUAUCCUUUUAGAGGUGAAUGGUGUAAUUGUGUCCGGGCUCAGCCACAGUAAGGUGGUGGAUAUUCUGCGUAAAGCUGAAGGCUCUGUACAGCUCACCCUCUGCAGAGACAUGCCUCUAACCUACUGCGAGGCACCGACACUGCCCAACAUGUCUGCUAAGGCUGAAGCUGUUUUAGCCGAGCAGCCGGCUCCUGUCCCCAGCCAUGGUACCUGUUCCUCUCCUGACAUCAUGAUGAAUAAACCAGUGGAGCACCCACCUGAGGCAAAAUCAGAACCUGUGGUCAAUGAAGCUGGUAUGUUCGUUGCCUCACCGCCUCCUCCAACACGCAGACUGACCAUUGUAACCGAUGACGUUACAAUUUUACCGGAGAGCUGUAACAACAGCCCUUCUCAUCAAGCUUGCUGCCCACCCCUCAAUGUCACUGACAUGUUGCAUGGAGCUUCUGACAGGAAACAAAUUGUGACCAAACUUUUGGACCGGUCCUGCAAAGACAUCCGGAAAAAACAGUCAGACGGCUGGAGCAGCGAAGAGGAAGAUGAUGAUGUGUUUGACGAAACGGGUAGAGAAACAUCGCCCCAAACAGGUCCACCAAUAGUCUCAGAGGAUGAACUGGCCAGUUUAGCUCUCAUUAGCCCCUCAAGGACCAGUCAGUAUUCAGGCUGCAGAGUCAAAUCCCUCAUCCAUAUUCUGCAGUAUCAACUGGACCAGCAGGAACUGGUCAAAGAGUUCAUGACUCUGGAGCAUCUCAAGCCUUCUGACAACUGUCUGGUCGGAAAAGCUCCUGAGAACAGAGAUAAGAACCGCUACAGAGACAUCCUACCCUAUGACGAAACCCGUGUUGCCAUUGGAGAAAACCAGGACUAUAUCAACGCCAGCUACAUCCGCAUGAAAGUCGGUGAUGAAGAGCUUUUCUACAUCUCCUGCCAGGGCCCUCUGCCUUCCACAGUGCCAGCUUUCUGGCAGAUGAUCUGGGAAAACAAGUCUGACGUCAUCGCCAUGAUGACCCAGGAAGUAGAACGGGGACGGAUCAAAUGUCACAAGUACUGUCCGGAGAAGCUUUCCAUUCCUCUGGACACCGGCAGGUACCAGCUUCACCUCGAGAACCAACAGUACCUGGAGUACUUCCACAUCAAGAUCAUCCGCAUGGUGGAGACAGAGACGGGAGAGACACAUUUUGUCCGUCACCUGAAGUUCACACACUGGCCUGACCACGGAGUGCCGAAAAGCUCUGAGCAGCUGGUUCGCUUCAUCCGCUACAUGAGAGCGGUGCACCAAAAGGGACCAGUCACUGUGCACUGCAGCGCCGGCAUCGGACGCACAGGAGUUCUGAUCUGCACUGACGUUAUCCUCAGCCUCAUUGAGAACGACCUGCCUAUUAACGUGAGCGACGUCGUAAAAGAGAUGAGACUCCAGCGCCAUGGGAUGAUUCAAACCAAGGACCAGUACUUCUUCUGCUACAAAGUCUGGUUGGAGGUUUUACAGGGCAUUUUACAGCUUCACGGCAACCAAUGGCAACCGGAAAGUCCCCGAGACCACAAAUUAGUUUGAAUGUGUCCACCUCCGGUUCACCUACCUGUAAAGCACAGGCUGUGUAUGAGUAAACAUGUGCAGUCUAUCAGAGCAUAGACUGGUGACAACUUUUCUUGGCUGUAGUUAGUUUGGUUAGCUAUAAUAAGAAUGCGUUCUCCUGUUUUGAUACUUUGUGUUGAGGAGGCCGAUUGUUUAGUUACAAUGACUUCGACUUUAAUGUUUUUUGUUCUUGUAUGUGCUCUCGGUGCUGUGAUUAUAUACAUUUAAUUUAGAUCACUGAGGUUGUUUUGCCUUUUCAGGCUGAGUGAUUUGCCUUCUGUCUUUAGCACCUUUUUAAAAGGUUGCAUCACUUUCUGAAUGUAUCUCAUUUUCUUUUUCUCCAUGUCCUUUUUUUUUGCAAAUUGCAUUUAUUUUUAACGGUCAUAUUGCAUGGAAUUUAAAACCUUAGAAUAUUCACCACUUUUAUCUGACAGCAAUGUCAUCAAAGUGCACAAAUGAACAUAAGAUCAUCAUACCAAAGGGAGUAUCUGUUUGAAACCUUGAGUAGCAUUUGAUUAAGCAUUGAGUUAUCAUUUCAUUAAGUGCAUUUGUACCCUGGAGACAAGGGCAUUAGCAAAAGAACACUAUUGAUUUGUCGGUUCAUCAUCUACGGAAAUGUAAAGAAUCAAGUGCCUUGGAAUGACUCACACCGCUUGCUCCACACUGACCUCGAGCCACUUGUCACAAGCGGUCGGGGAUGGAGAGCAGGAAACGGAUUUGAGAGCACCCGGGGGUGGUUAGAUUGAAUGUGCAGCUUUCAGUCUGUUUGUGGUCUGAGGUAAAUGUUUGGUUGAUCCAAACCAGAGGAGGAUUACAUCUCACCCCUUAGUUUAAUUGUAAUUUAGAAACAAUGUAAAGUUUGCACACCGCCUCUCAAUCUGUCUUUGUUUGUGGGCCCAUUUUAUACAAAACACUAUCACAGUGAAACUCUUACUACACAUAAUCACAACUUGCACAUCCUGAUACAGAUAAAGAAUGACUCAACAUAACAAAUCUUUGAAUAAAUUCAUGAAUUUUCAAUUUACUCUUUUACUAAAUUUGGAUGAGACAUUAACAGCAAAUAUUCAGAUUUUUCUAAAAAUGUACAAAACAGAUUUAAAUAGUUAGUUGCUGGCCUUUCAGGUGUAAUUUGUUAUGUGACAACAUCCUCUAUCUGUAUUCCAUAGCUAUUUUAAUACAAAUCCAGCCAAGAAAAUGCAAAAAAAUAUAUUAUGAGGUUUUAAAAAAUGAUCAUUUAGCAACUUCAGAUGUAUAUGAUGUACAAAGCAACAGAGCUGCAUCUCCCAGUCACAGAUCAAAGAUGAUUUAUAGCUGCUGGUUUGAACCUCAACCUUUGGAUGUAACUGCUUGUAAGUUGUGUUCCUUAAGCCGCUAUCACACACACACACACACACACACACACACACACACACACACACACACACACACACACACACAUGGACACAACAGCUCACUUAUUGCAUGUAGACUCUUAAAAUAGAGAAGUCUGAGCCUGGAGUCUGGAUGAAUGACUUGAAAGUGAUCAAAAUGUGGAAUGUAACAAAGCAAUACUCUCCACAAGGAGGAGAGAUCAGAAUGUCAACCUCUUACCAGAAAACAUCUUCCAAACUGGAGCAUGUUGGUAAGACACAUGCAGUACUGUACCUUUGCCAUGAGGAUGGCUACGCAGAGCCAUCAGCCUCUGUACUGUGUAUGCAACAUCCUUUCAUCAGCGCUGGUGGGUUGGUUUACCAGCGAUAGAUAGGUAACCCUCUGUUAUGUGCAAGUUCGUGUUCUCUUUGAGAUCCUGUGUGGAUAUGUUUUCUGCUUCAGAUCUUGGAAAGUAAUUAUUCUUGAAAAAAACAAACAAGCACAUUUUGCAUUCAUCUGUGAAAAUGCAUCUUGUACAGUCAAGCAAGUGCUUAUGCAAUAGCAUUGUGAAAUGUAUAAUAACCCUUAAUUGCACAACUGCUUAUUUAUGCUAAAUUAAUAUAUUGUCACUGUACCAGCCACUAUGUAACCAAUAACU
This is a messenger RNA of Eleginops maclovinus (Patagonian blennie), 9683 nucleotides long. It is a transcript of the gene ptpn20, whose product is annotated as protein tyrosine phosphatase non-receptor type 20. Gene Ontology annotation, biological process: protein dephosphorylation. The transcript has 48 exons. Gene Ontology annotation, cellular component: cytoskeleton. The record is from RefSeq and is a predicted model, not a curated record. Bases 527 to 7654 code for a protein of 2375 amino acids. Gene Ontology annotation, molecular function: protein tyrosine phosphatase activity; protein binding. NCBI's taxonomy places the organism in Eukaryota, Metazoa, Chordata, Actinopteri, Perciformes, Eleginopidae.